Molecule: messenger RNA, 855 nt
Organism: Alternaria metachromatica
Lineage: Eukaryota; Fungi; Ascomycota; Dothideomycetes; Pleosporales; Pleosporaceae
Exons: 2
Coding region: 1-855 (284 amino acids)
Source: RefSeq, a predicted model, not a curated record
AUGGCCCGUACGCUCAUUCUUGAUAUCGGCGAUGUGCUGUGUCACUGGUCUAUCGAAAAUCUCACUGCCAUCUCUCCUCAAAGUCUCCACGCCAUCACCCGAUCGCCAACUUGGAGCGAACUGGAACGCGGCUGUAUUAGCGAGACAGAAGCCAUCCGAGCUAUCAGCAAGGAGCUCUCUCUCGAUCCUGACGCCAUCGAUACCGGGCUUAUGGAAUGCCGCAAGACAUUGCGCGUCGAUCAAGAGCUCACAUUCCAACUCAAAGAGCUCAAAGCUGAGCUAGGUGGCCAUCUCAAGGUUUAUGCCAUGAGCAAUAUUGCCAAGGAACAUUUCGCCUUUGUCAAGACCUUACUAUCCGACUGGGAUCUGUUCGACGGCGAGUUUUUGUCCUUUGAGGUUGGCAUGACGAAACCUGAUCUACAAUUUCACCAGCAUGUUCUGGAUAGCCUCAACUUGAGCGACCCUUCUUCCGCGAUCUUUGUGGACGACAAAGUCGCCAACGUCAAUGCCGCCCGCUCCUUCGGGAUUCAUGGCAUCGUCUUCGACUCUUCGACCGCUCUUAUUCGUCAGUUGCGUAACCUUUUGAUGGAUCCUGUUGCCAGGGCACGCCGCUUCAUGACCGUGAAUGCGCACAAGCACACAUCGUGCAUUCAGGAUGUCGCCCCCGUGAUUUUUGAUCACUUCGCCCAAUUCCUCAUACAAAUUGAGUUGAAUGAUGAUAGCGUCAUCAGUCUCUCACCACCCGGCGCUUCCAACGCUGAUGUCAAAUCGGACAUCCGACAGGCCCGUAGCCAAGCCAAAGCAUGGAACUUCUUCAAUGGCCCACCAGUCGGCACAACGAAAACGUGUAAGUAG